UAGGAAUAGAAACCAGUAACUAUCAAAGAAAAUGGUUGUGUGCAAAUAUUUUCUUCGAGGGAACUGCAAGUUCGGUAGAAACUGUAAGAACGAACAUCCAAUGCAGAAUUCUUCCCAAGGCAGUUUUGGUUUUUCGAAAAAGGGACCAGGAGAAUGGAGUGAUCCUUUUCAAGCAAGAAAAGUGCAGUCGCCUUUUUCAAAUAGUUUUGGAAACUUUAAAAGUAAGGACUAUGUUGGACAAGGAAUGAGUCAAGACCCUUUUCGUUCGUCUUCCAAAGCUUCUGGCAAUGGUUUCUACCGCCAUCAACGAAGCAACGUAGCUAUGGACGUUUCUUCUUUUAACGAAGACGCAAGAGGUCGUGGCAGAGUGACUUAUCAGAGGGGUAGAGGAAGAGCCAGCUAUCAAGAGCAUGCUUUGCAGAAUAGUGGUAAUUGGACAAAAGAGGCGGAUAAUGAUUGGAUGGAAGUGUCGUGGCCUUUCACUUGUUAUGGUAUAGAGGAAAAUCCGAAUAUAUUGGAUGGUGACAUUUCUUUCGAAGAAUUGAGGACAGAAGCAUAUGCUGCUGCGUUGCAAGGAAUUGGCUUGAAUGAGAUUGUGCAAAGAGAGAGAGACCUUGCAACAGAAUAUAGAAAUAGGCAUCCGUCACAAUUUUCCAAGACAGCGAAUCCAAAUAUUGCAACUGGAAUUGUUCCAAAAGAUCCUUUUGGAAGGACAACAACUGAAAACCCAAAUAGCCAUCCAUUUCAAACCAGUAAUACUUUUGGUUCCCAUUUGAACAGUCAAGGCGGUAUGUCAAUAUUUUCUGUUCCGAAUUCUUCUGGUAGUGGAUAUUCAAACUUGUUUCAGGAUUUUCCUCAAACCAAUGAAAACGCGAAUGUGAGUUCACAGACUGAAAAGUCAAACAAUUUAGCCGACACUUCAUUAGAAUUGAAACAACCGAGUCUUCCAACUUUUAUCGAUAGCACUCAUCAGAUAACUUCAAACAAUAUUUCUUCGGUAGAGAAAAGUGAUACAAAACUGAGUCAAGAAGAUAUGCAAUAUUAUCGUGCCUCCUUAUUUCAAUUAGGUAAUGUACCAGAAAGAGCCCCUUCCAAAGAAUUGAUUUGAGCAACUCAUUUUGAAGUAACUGUUACGUAUCAG
This is a messenger RNA of Galdieria sulphuraria, 1141 nucleotides long. RefSeq names its product zinc finger (CCCH-type) family protein isoform 2. Gene Ontology annotation, molecular function: metal ion binding. The transcript has a single exon. The record is from RefSeq and is a predicted model, not a curated record. Bases 32 to 1108 code for a protein of 358 amino acids. Lineage: Eukaryota; Rhodophyta; Bangiophyceae; Galdieriales; Galdieriaceae.